Rotaria socialis is the source of this 513-nucleotide messenger RNA. Lineage: Eukaryota; Metazoa; Rotifera; Eurotatoria; Philodinida; Philodinidae. The record is from the annotation of a GenBank genome assembly.
AUGAAAUGUGUCAUUUGUUUAAAUAUAGAAAAAACAUGUAGUGGCUAUGGUUAUGUUUGGUGUUGUGAAUACUAUGAACCGUGUGGGAAUUACUUCAUACAAUGCACUUCUUAUCAAACAACAACAUAUGUUCCAACACCUGCACUUUAUAUCCCAUCAGCUCUUGUCAUCGCUCUGGUUAUCAUGUCCAUAUUUGUCUUUGGUAUAUGCUUGAGUUGUUGUGUCGGUUUAAAGAGACAGCAGCAACAACGUACACCACAUAUCAGAGUUCCCCCUAGUCACAGAAUAAUACAUCCGUAUGAACAACAGUCUUCGCCAGCUGUUCAUAUUCGAUCAGUUUACGCUACACAUAAUGCACCAUUAUCUUCAAGAAUGCCUGUUAUGCAUGAAGAGCAACCACCAUCUUACGAAGCUGCAGUUGCUAAUCUUUCAUCCAAAUAUCAUACCGAACCAUCACCACUACCGUCAUUACCUGUAAGAGAACCUGUUGCACCUGAAAAUGCACGUCUUUAA